Molecule: messenger RNA, 1363 nt
Organism: Myripristis murdjan (pinecone soldierfish)
Lineage: Eukaryota; Metazoa; Chordata; Actinopteri; Holocentriformes; Holocentridae
Gene: skp1
Product: S-phase kinase-associated protein 1
Exons: 6
Coding region: 164-655 (163 amino acids)
Biological process (GO): ubiquitin-dependent protein catabolic process
Source: RefSeq, a predicted model, not a curated record
CUUCCUCCUCCUCCUCUCCCCCAGCAGCGUGUGACAAAGCGAAACGUCUCUGGCUGUCGACCAGCUCUUACCAGAGACUUCCACUGGCCGCCCGCUGCCUCCGCCUCACUGACAGGCCCCGCCGCUAUUCUACCCCUACAACUGAAGAAAAACACUUACGAUAAUGCCCACGAUAAAACUACAGAGCUCUGACGGGGAGAUCUUCGAGGUGGAUGUUGAGAUAGCCAAACAGUCUGUCACUAUUAAAACGAUGUUAGAAGAUUUGGGAAUGGACGAUGAAGGCGAUGAUGACCCAGUUCCCCUUCCUAAUGUAAAUGCUGCCAUUCUCAAGAAGGUGAUCCAGUGGUGCACUCAUCACAAAGAUGACCCUCCUCCCCCCGAGGAUGAUGAGAAUAAAGAGAAGAGGACAGACGACAUUCCUGUAUGGGACCAGGAGUUCCUCAAAGUGGACCAAGGCACCUUGUUUGAGCUCAUUCUGGCUGCCAACUAUUUGGACAUCAAAGGCCUGUUAGAUGUCACCUGCAAGACGGUGGCCAACAUGAUCAAAGGCAAAACCCCAGAGGAGAUCAGGAAGACUUUCAACAUCAAAAAUGAUUUCACAGAGGAGGAAGAAGCCCAGGUACGCAAAGAGAACCAGUGGUGUGAAGAGAAGUGAAGGGGAGGAUCCUGCCAACACUACCACACUGAAAAGGAUUGUCCCAGUUAACUGGUUGCACUGGCGUUGUUCAUACUUGUUAAUAUUUACAUUUAGUAUAUUUAGAGCCACAGACGCCCGCUCCCCCCCAUUUCUGUAUACUAAUAGCAUGACCAUUUUAACUUGCCUGUGUGGUGCAAAUAAUUUAAAUUAAAAAUCGCUUUUUUCCGUUUUCCACACACUCGUUUUGUGUAUUCACAUGAAAUGGAUAGACCUGGUUUCAUCUUUAUUUUCCCCAUUUGAGGAUAGGAUAAUGCACCUCAUCUUCCCUGUUUUUAAUCACUAUGGUUGUCUUUUUUUACUGGACAUGUUUGUUUUUCUUUUAGGUCAGCUGAAUAAAUAAAAUGGCUUUUUUGACAAUUGAAAGGAAAAGUUGAAUAUUUCUUUUUGUUCUGUAAAUGCAUCUGUUUUGUGCUAUUACGUAAAAAGAGGAGGAGCUGUCAUAGGAAAACUGACGUUUAAAGGUGGAAAAAUGUGUUUGCAUAAUGUCCUGUGGACUAGAAGUACUUGUCAACGAAGUGAAUGUGUGCAGUCACACAACUUUGGGUAUUUUCAUUCCUAAUUCAUGUUGUAUUGAAUUGGAACGUUUUCUCAGUUCUGCUCUGAUGGCGGCAGGUGGGGUGAUCAACCAUUAUAUAUUAAAGGAGUAAAUAAAAGAUAUGAAAAGGC